AGGUCUGCUACACAGCCAGUGGGGAGGGUUGGCUGUGUAGUGUGGUGCGGUGGUCCCGCUCCGCCAAGUAGAGACGCCUCCUCCGCCGCCGCUUUUACUCCAGUGGCGUGGUCUUUGUCGCCAAUUUUCCUUCCCGCUCGCUCCUAAUUCCCUUGGAUUCCAUCGCAUCAGUCAACAUGGGCAAGAAGGAGGAAGAGGAGGUCAUAAGAAUCGCCAAGAAGAUGGAUAAAAUGGCGCAGAAGAAAAACGGGGCCGGGGCUUUGGAUCUGUUGAAGGAGCUGCGCAGUGUCCCCAUGACCCUGGAGCUGCUUCAGUCCACCAGGAUCGGGAUGUCCGUAAAUGCCAUACGCAAACAAAGCACAGACGAGGAGGUUACGUCCCUAGCCAAGUCCCUGAUCAAGUCAUGGAAGAAGCUUUUGGAUGAGCCUGGAGGUGGAGAUAAAAAUUCAGAGGAGAAGAGGAAAGAACAAACGACGCCCGUUUCUCCGUCACAGGGGAGCCCAGAGGCGAAAGAGGAAAGCAGCUCCAGUAGUAAUUCCAGCAGCAAGAGCGAACCCACCGAAGUCGCCACCAACACGUUAAUCAACACCUUUCCUCGUGCCCCUGGUACCUCCGACUCCAUCCGGAUCAAGUGCAGAGAGAUGCUGUCCAAUGCUCUGCAGACUGGAGACGAUCAUAUUGCUAUUGGUGCUGAUUGUGACGAACUCGGAGCACAGAUUGAGGAAUGCAUCUUCCAAGAGUUUAAGAACACAGACAUGAAAUACAAGAACCGCGUGCGAAGCCGAAUCUCGAAUCUGAAGGACGUGAAAAACCCUAAUUUAAGGAGGACCGUGCUAUGCGGGAGCGUAACCCCCGAGCGGAUGGCGAAGAUGACUGCAGAGGAAAUGGCCAGCGAUGAGCUGAAAGAGAUGAGAAAGAAUUUGACCAAAGAGGCUGUCAGGGACCACCAGAUGGCCACCACCGGGGGCACUCAAACCGACCUAUUCACCUGUGGCAAAUGCAAGGGGAAGUGCUGCACUUACACACAGGUUCAAACUCGCAGUGCUGAUGAGCCAAUGACCACGUUUGUCUUCUGCAAUCAGUGCGGAAAUAGAUGGAAGUUCUGCUGAAUCUGCGGGCGUCAUCCAUGGCACUCCGGACAAGUAGCAAAAUUCCUGGACCAGGUUCUGUCGAUCUGUCUGAAACAGAUUGGAGUUUUGUACUCUGUGGUACAUGGUACACAACAUGCCAUACAAAGAUGCCACUGCAGUCACCGUUUGAAUAAAUUUCUUGUUCAUAGAUUGAGCUCGUUGUCAUUUCCCCAGAGCCCCCCCCCCUCCAAACCCCCCCACCUCCCAAAACUAAGGAAAAACCUUUUACCGUUGUUAUUAGUUGUUCUUCACUGUCAGGAUAUAUGCGAUCAGUCUUGUCUCUUUUAUCUGCAUUUUUUUUACAUGUAGUUUUAACACUUUGGACAAUGUUGUUUUGCUUUCCCACUCACAACAUUGCAUUGUUUUAUUUAAUUUCCCAAUAAAGUGUAAUCCAUUUGAUUAGAAA
Molecule: messenger RNA, 1536 nt
Organism: Mugil cephalus (flathead mullet)
Lineage: Eukaryota; Metazoa; Chordata; Actinopteri; Mugiliformes; Mugilidae
Gene: tcea1
Product: transcription elongation factor A (SII), 1
Exons: 10
Coding region: 177-1109 (310 amino acids)
Biological process (GO): positive regulation of transcription by RNA polymerase II; DNA-templated transcription; transcription elongation by RNA polymerase II
Cellular component (GO): nucleus
Molecular function (GO): nucleic acid binding; zinc ion binding
Source: RefSeq, a predicted model, not a curated record